CCUGGGGUUGUGUGGGUCCAUUCAACAUUUUCACUGGAGCUAAUUAACCGAAACAUCGCUAUAAGUCUACAAAUACGCCUUAUGAAACAAUAGUUGUUGUGUAACCAAACACUGAACACACGUCAUAUGGGUUACUGAGUCCUCAUUCCGUCUGUGGAAGCGCUAGAUAGCUGAUUCACCAAAGUAGCCUAUAGCCUUCAGUCGUCUGUUCACUCGAUGCAAACGACACUACAGCCGCUCUGAAAAACGUUUAACCUGGAAACGUUGAAACAAAUCGCCCACAGACAAUCUGCAAUCACACUGAAAUACAAAGAGAAUUCUGCCAGUAGGCUAGACAUUGUACCAGCGCGACAGCCCAGUGCGUGACACCAGAAGGCACAGGGCGAGCGCAGGCUACUCUCAUCUGUGCGUAUCCCUCCGUCUAUAGCGAAUCCGGACAGGGCUCGCUCCUUACGGUCACUCCCCAUUCCAUUUAAGGUGCGACGACGGCUGAUGACGUAAAGAGUGAGGUGUGUGUGGGAUGGAAAAUGAACAUCAGUGAAUGAAAAAAGCGCUUGGAAGUCACUCAUUGCCCACAGAAACGGUGCCAGUUACAUAACUUGAUUUCACGAGUAAGGCGAGGUGAAAAGCUCUCUCUGUCUCUAAGUAAGAGAUUCAUAAUCUCUUUCUAUUGGAAUCGGCGUCUGGUUGCUCACCAAUGCAUGGUCAGCUCUUGGGUCCAAUGCAAGUGUUACCGAAGCAUUAGACAAUUAUAAGAACCAAGUGGAUGUAAAGGAAAAAGUAUGAGAUCCUAGCAGUGACAGAAGCCCAUGUGCAGCAUAGCGCACGCCUCAGGAGGAGGUCCUCAUGACUCUGUUGAAGAUCUCAGGAGUUAGUCUGGUCAUCAGAUCAACCUUCAAGGCUAACCCAGGCAGCAGAUUGUCAGUGCACUAGACGCAGCUGCUAAGCUCAAUCACAAGCGCAGUGGUGUCAGACCCCCUUCCCCCCUGCACAGUGGCUAACGGUUAGCUUGGCUAGGUGGCAGCGACUAAAAGUUAGCCUGCUAGCCAGCAGAGGUCUGGGGGAGGAGAUACAGAUCACUGUUUCCAGGCGAGUGCCAGCACAGCCAGCGUGAAUGGCAUACGCUAGCCUUAACCAAGAGACUGGAUGGGAGAGGGCGUGAGCAUGGACAAUCUUAGCGAGUUUGGUGGCCUUUGUCCGUCUGGCCGGCGGGAAUGGGACACCAGCAGCUGUGUGGAUGAUCUUAUGGAUGAAGAUGAAAAAGACAGAGCAAAAAGAGCGUCGCGUAACAAGUCGGAGAAGAAGCGCAGAGACCAGUUCAAUGUGCUCAUUAAGGAGCUGUGCACAAUGCUGCAGGGGCAGGGCCAUCCUCGCAAGAUGGACAAGUCCACCAUCCUGCAGCGGACCAUCGACUUCCUCCAGAAACAGAAAGAGAUCACUGCUCAAACAGAAUCAUGUGAAAUCAGACAAGACUGGAAACCUUCAUUUCUUAGCAAUGAGGAGUUCACCCAGUUGAUGCUGGAGGCUUUAGAUGGUUUCCUCAUUGCACUCACCACAGAUGGGAACAUCGUCUACGUGUCUGAUAGUGUAUCUUCAUUAAUUGGCCAUUUACCGUCAGAUAUGGUGGACCAAAACAUUCUGAACUUCCUCCCGGAGCGGGAGCAUGCCGAGGUCUACAAGUUGCUUUCCUCACACAUGCUCAUGACAGACCCCAUUGCUGCAGAUUUCCUUGAUGGUGAAACACACAUUGAGUUUUGCUGUCACUUAGCCAGGGGAAAUAUUGACCCCAAGGAGCCUCCGACCUAUGAGUAUGUCAAAUUCGUCGGAGAUUUCAAGUUUCAUAACAAUGUGCCUACGUCGUCGUGUAACGGCUUCGAGUUGACGUUCCCCAGGACCCUGCAGUCCACCCUGGAGGACCAGGUCUGCCUUGUGGCCACGGUGCGCCUUGUCACCCCACAAUUCCUCAAGGACCUGUGCAAUGUUGAAGACCCAUGCGAUGAGUUCACGUCCAGACACAGCCUGGAGUGGAAGUUCCUUUUUUUAGACCACAGAGCCUCUCCUAUCAUAGGCUAUCUGCCAUUUGAGGUCCUGGGCACCUCUGGCUAUGAUUACUAUCAUGUGGAUGACCUGGAGCUCAUAGCAGAAUGUCAUAAACAUUUGAUGCAGUUUGGGAAGGGUAAAUCAUGUUACUACCGGUUCCUCACGAAAGGCCAGCAAUGGAUCUGGCUCCAGACCCACUACUACAUCACCUACCACCAGUGGAACUCCAAGCCAGAGUUCAUUGUCUGCACACACGCUGUAGUCAGCUAUGCUGAAGUGCGGGCAGAGAGGAGAAGGGAAUUCGGACUUGAAGAGAGUUCCACUGUUAUGGCUGCCUCUUCUAUGAAGGGGCAGGAAGUCUACAUGUGUCCCCCUUUGGAUGCUCCGGCAGAGAGAAUCAGUGGGGCCCACUCAGUGUCCUCUCACAGUUCCCGCAAGUCAUCACACACGGCACUGUCAGACUCUGCCUCUAACUCUGUGUGCACGUCGUCAAGGAAAUCAGCCUCCAUUGGACCAGAAAAGGGUUCCAGCAGAAUGUCACAAAGUGGCUCAAAGGUGCUGAUCCAGAGACAGGGCUCAUCAGAGCUCCUCCCCCUUUCACCCUCCUGCAGUCAGCACUCCGUCAUGCAGCAGCAGCAGUCGUCCAUGUACGGGUUCCAGGAGCCACAGCUGGGGGUGAUGCACCAGCUGAAGGAGCAGCUGGAGGAGAGGACGCGCAUCUUGCAGGCCGACAUCAAGACCCAGCAGCAGGAGCUGCACGACAUUAAAGAGAAGCUACAGCUGGCAAACUUACAGAUGUUGCUACAGCAACCGCUCCACAGUGAUUUCCCCUCGCCGCCGCCCCAGCAGCAGGGCCCGGGGCGGCCGUCUCAGCACGGCCAGUCGGGUGUGAUCAGGCAGACCACAGGGCACCCCAAACCCCCCAUGUGUGGACCUCACAGCUCCAUAACCCCACACGCGCUACUGAGAGACGCAUCCAACAGCUCCUCACCACAGCAGCAGCAGCAGCAGCAGCAGCAGCGACUGGGCAUUGGUGGUUCUAUGCAGACAGUGAGCUUGCCCGUGCAGACCCAGACCAGCCUGACCAUGCCCUUCUACAGCAACCCCAUGCUCUUCUCCCACACCAACCGUCGGUCCCUACAGGAGUCCAGCCAAAGACAAGUCGACACCACACACUACGGACAGGACGGACAGCUACGGAUGCUGCUAAACCAGCCCAUGCAGACACUCGUGCAGGAUGGCAGUGGGUCUACCCAGUCCUCACAAUGCAAUGCUGCCAUCCAGCAAACCAAAUACUCUCUUGAGCAGCAGAUGAUGCCGCCCUCAUUCCAGCAAAUGAACUGUAAUGCUGUGUUGGUGCCCUCGGCGGUGCCUGUCUUCACCUCGCCCAUCAUGAUCCCCCACAACACCUUCAUCACCCACCAGGCCCAGGCCACCUACCAUCCUCAUCCUCAGCACCCGCCUCAGCAGCAACAGCAGCAGCAACUACAGCAGCAACAGCAACAACAGCACUUCUUUCAGAUGCAGCCCCAAGGUCUCUUACACAGCAGUCAAACUCAGGCCUUCUUCCACACCACUAAUGUCCCACAGCAAGGUGCUGUGGGCUACAUCCAGCAACAGCCACAGCAACAACAGCAGCAGCAACAACAACACCAUUCCCAGACUCAAGCAGGCAGCCUAUCAGACUUCAGGAACUUGCUCCAGCGGUAGCCACGCCUCCUGGGGAAAGAGAGGCUUAUGACCGCAUUGAGCACUUGGCCAGGGGUGAGGGGCACCGUUUUAAAGGGAUGCUGGUGAAACAAAAACAAAUAAAUGAAAUGAGUCGAAGGAGGCUCUCUCUCUCUUUGUCAAGGAGACAUAUGACUCUUAUUUCCUAGACGACAAAGGCAAGCGUGCUCUCUCAUAAACAAAUUGCUAUCAUGAGGAAGCCAAAGUCCAGCUGUUCCCACGGCGAUGCCCUCUGACCUGCGAGAUUCAGCCCCUGGGAGACCUUUUUGCCCUGUGUUGUCAAGAGUGGGGGACGGAAGGGGGCCUUCUGCCGCCCUAAUGCCUCACUCACAGAGUUCAUGGCUGCUUCAUGCAAAGGAUCUUGGGAGAUGGGUGUGGCUUGCUGUGCACGUGUGCAGGGGUGGUGCUUUCUUUUUGUUUUUAUGGUGCUCAAGGGGAGGGGAUUGUGUGUGUGUGUGUAUGAGUGGGAGGGGGGGAGGGGGCGGUGUGUGUGUGCAGAGACUCCUCCCUGAUGCUGACGUGUGAGAUGGAGGCAAAAACUCAAGCCUGAGAAGGAAGAAAAGGAAACAAGUAAAAUGCACUGAGAGGAUCACAAUGUCAUUUUGGAAGAAACAAAAAGAAUCAGAUGUUUGGUUUGGUCAAUUAUUGCGGAGCAGGAACUUGCCCAGUACUAAGAUGAGUCAGGUCAGAUGACAGAAUCACACCCCUUUCUACAACAUCAGGACAAGCCAAAUCACUCACUUCGCCCUCUUCAGUCAAACCACCAGUAUGUCCCAUUGGCAGAGGAACACACAAACACAGCUGCUUAGAUCACUGCUACUUCAGUCUGCCCUCAGCAGACCAGACAGACUCCACGCUUCUCCGUUCUGGUCUAGACAAUCAGUUGUGAGGAAGAGAGAUGAGGACGAUGAGGAGGAGACAUUAGGCGAGGAAUCGCACCCAUCUCCCAUUAUCCCCUAUCCCCACCCCAGGCCACAUGCUGUGUCUUGCCAUGUUGGAGUAAAACACAUCACUGAGGUAUCAUCAAUAGGUCAAACAGAGAUGAAUUAGCAGCGUACACUCACACUUCAUUAUCAUUCAAGGUAACAUGGUAACAAGUCAUAGUCAGGAUUUUGUCUAAACAUGUUUGGGAUGAGAUUGCUAAUGUCUUCUCGCCACUCUGAAUUUCUAAAUUGCUGGGUUACCUGGAUUGCUGCAUGUGGCGUGUCACUUAAAACAGACCUAAAAACACACAGCACACAAGCUAUCGCCCAACAAACAGGAACACAAAAUAGCUGAAGUGAAGCUAUGUGAGGACAUGAUUUAGUCAUGUCUCCUUAAGACAGCUUUUCGAAUGGCCCCUUUCUUCACAUUCAAGUGUAGAAACAAGCUUGUAUGGAUGAUGGUGCACUGCAUUUUUUUAGGUGGUUUAAAUGCAACUCUCUCAGUAUUACACAAGAGUUCCUAUUAUGUAGUUAUAUAUUUUUUAUAAUGUAUGACUCAAAUUUACAUUGUGACUGGAAGCACAUUAAUGAUUAUUUGUGCAAGCUGAUCGAACACCCUUUUCUUACGGCAUUGUCAGGAUGUGCCAUUUCUAUUCCGUGCAUGCGUGCGUGCGUGUGCGUGCGUAUGUGUGUGCGUGUUUGUUUUGGGGUUUGUGAGAUCAGGACAUGGAUGUUCUCCCUUUCUGCUGUCAAGGAACAAGCCAGGUUAACAAGAGCAGAGACAUAUGAGAUCAAUGUAAACGACAAUCACAGAAUUUCAGUUGUACACACUUCUACACACGGUGGCACUUUGUAGGCAUUCAGGCAAGUCUGUAAACCCUUAUAUCCACAAACACUCAGAGAUGUGCAAACCUUUAACCAGUCCACAUACUGAGUGCAUCUAUGUAUUCAGGUUGGAAUAAAAUAGGCUUUAACAUUUUUAAACUGUUGACUAAGCCAACAGAUACAUUUAGGACCUAUUUCCCUUUAAUACUGAGCACAGCAUCCUUUGUCACUUUGUCACAAAAUGGCACUCUUGAUUCAGAAGCCUUGGUUGGCCAAACUGUAGAGUUUGAGAUCACACUGGCAGAAAGGUGAUCAACACAUUUUGGGAUUUGAAUGCCAAGAGUGAAGGAAAGGCAUAAGAAAGACAGAAAGAAAGGAAGAACAAACGAGAAAGAAAAGAGAAAAGGAAAGCACUCUGAUGGCCCCUGCGUUCACUGCCUCUCUAGUGGCCUGUGUGGUGGGUGAGAGGCUGCCGCCCACGUUUGUAAGCGCCGUUCGCUUCAAAGGACUGGUGCUGCUCUUUGUGGAAAAAAAGGUUUGAAAAGAAGAAAAAUUAUAGCAAUGAGCAGGAAAAAAAAGAAACACUAAAAGAUUCACAGUAUGUGCCGUUUGACCCUUUAUUAUGUGCAAUUUAAAAAAGAAUGUUUAAUUUAUACUUUUAUGAAAUAAUGUCUUUUAGGUUUCUGUAUAUUGACAUACUAAGAGCGAGAUCCGUGGUAGUAUACAACCAAUGUACUGUGUGAAUUAAAUGGAAAGUAUUUUUGUAUGGAAAAAAGAUAUCCUUUACAUUCCUUUGACAAUGGGUGGCACAGUGUAGUGUUUUAUUGUUAGUGUUCCAAAUUACGCAACCACAUGAAGGCUGGCUGUGCAUGGGCAGUUCAGUUAGACCCACUCACUCCUAACACCUGCAGAUAUGUCCCCAGAACAUGACUGUAAAACAAAUGCUACGGUUUCACCUUGAAGCCUUUUGGGGGUGCAGUUUUCAAAAGCUUUCCACAGGGAGAUUGUUGAUAGUUGUCAUGUGUUAAGAGACUUUUGUUUGCAGUCGAUAGCCAGCUGUAUUGCGAAUAGCAAUUCAAUUCAUAUGGCUUGGCUUAUUCAAGUCAGACAAAUUCCCUUAGCCCAAAUGAUCCAAUCAAGUGAUCAACAAAAUCAUGAUAUAUUCUCCAACGUCAGAAACUUUAACAAGGUGUAAAGCUUAUUAUAUAAAUCCAUCUGAACACCGUCAGACACAACUGUAUUUCAGACUAGCUGACACAUCACAAACAUGCAGAUGAAAAAGUGCAUGUUCUUGCAUGUUUUUUGGGUAUAUAUUUUAAUCAAGCUUGAAAUGGACAGUUUGGACAAGAAAAGCACUCCCAAAACAAUAUUUGAGCAAAGGUAAUGACAGGUCAACCAAACUUGCCUACAGGAGAAAUAAGGAACAGUAUUCUUUCUGACACUUUUCAUCAAUCUGUGCUUUUGAAUUGUGACGUUUGCUUGUUCUGUCACCCAACUGUAUUCUCCAAACUGCAGCGAAGUGAGUCAUCUUCAGACUCUUGCUAUACAGACUUUUUGCAGCUCUUCACUCUGGCCUUGUGUGUCUAAUUAGCAGGACUGUGGAUUCAGUUUACUUUUGUGAAAUGUAUUGUUUUGCUGUCAGCAAAAACUAUUUGACACUGGCACCUCAAUCCGUAGUCUGCAAAACAUCUCAGGUCUGCCCAUUGCACCUAUUCAGUUGUUGUUCUCUGUCUUUGAAUUUACCGAUUUCUUGGUUCAAAGAAUCAUCAGUGAGAGGAAACGUGAGAGCGUUCAAUUCCCUUUUAAAAACCUUCAACGACUGAGAGUGUCCAAGUUGUGUCAGUGACAGAAACUUUUCUUUUGAAUAUGUGUUCUGUGUUGUAUCACUGAGUUUAAUUUUUAAAAGGUUUCCUCAAUUUCCCCAACUUUUUCAACUAAUUUCAGUCUUCUGUAUAAAGGACAUUUUUUUUGUGGUGUGCAUUUGGUUUGGUAUAUAUAUAUAUAUAAAAGUCCCUCUCUAUCUACGCUACUUGUGUUUGUCAGUUGUGAUGGCUUUACCAUAAUACAUUCAAUGGUACUGAUUUCUCUCUCUCUUUCUCUAUCCCACUCUCUGUAUGUCUGUCUUAAAUUGCCUCUUUCUGACCUGGUUAUUUUAUUUGCUCUCUGUAUCUGUAUUUGCCCCCAGAAUAUCCUCUGCAGUUCUUGUUUAUUUUUUUUUUCUAUUUUGAAGGCAUUCGGGCUCCGUGAUCUCCAUCCUCUGCCUCUGUGGUUUAAAGGGUCGAUGUCAACCAUUGUGUUCAGAUGGGGGUUUUAAUCAAUGCAUUCAGCAGUAUCAGGGUAGAGGAAGAUUAGGAAAUACAAGACCUACCCGAAUGGCCAUUUCUGUUCAUUUGAAACAGAAAAAAAAAUACAUUGAAGAUAUUGUAAUAUAGUAUGUACAAAAAUGUUUAGAAUAUAUAGUUGUUUAUUUUAUAAAAUGUCAAAUAGAUUGAGAUACAUUUAUAUACAUUAUAUGAUUCAAAGGUUAAAAAACAGAAGUAUUUUGUAACAGAAUAAUUAUUGAAGUGUCUUACUGGGGGAGGUGAAGUCUUUCUUUUCUUCAAUACAGCAGUGGGUGUUGCACAGUCAAUGAUAUUGUAUGGAUUUUCCUCUGUGUAUAUACAUCAAAAUAAGCUUUAACAUAUUGUUAAUAUUGUUUUAAAAGAAAUUAAUAAAAAGUUUACAUUCUGAAA
Molecule: messenger RNA, 8248 nt
Organism: Alosa sapidissima (American shad)
Lineage: Eukaryota; Metazoa; Chordata; Actinopteri; Clupeiformes; Clupeidae
Gene: npas2
Product: neuronal PAS domain protein 2
Exons: 23
Coding region: 1147-3750 (867 amino acids)
Biological process (GO): regulation of transcription by RNA polymerase II; circadian regulation of gene expression
Cellular component (GO): cytoplasm; nucleus; CLOCK-BMAL transcription complex
Molecular function (GO): DNA-binding transcription factor activity, RNA polymerase II-specific; protein dimerization activity; RNA polymerase II cis-regulatory region sequence-specific DNA binding
Source: RefSeq, a predicted model, not a curated record